UUUCCAGACCCAAAAUUAGGUCUAUUUGUUUCCUGUUUGGGUUCGUUUAAUGGAAAUGCACAGGAAAGGAUUGCUCUAUUUAGUGUUUUUAGUUUAUACGGUAGCCAUGUUGCAACCAUAAUUUAUGGGGCAAUUAAAUUGCUCCUAAACGUAGGCGUUUACAUUUUAUAAAAUCCGAUUUGGUUUUUAGUAAAUUUUGAAUAAAUUUGAAUAAAAAAGCACGUGUGAAGUGUCGUAAGAAAUUAGUUACAUGUGUGUGGAAAAAAUGCUGUGUGUUACAAGUACCCUUCAAGAAAAAUGAUCCAGAUUUAAUAGAAAAACUGAAACAAGCCACCGCACUAAUUUAAAUGCAGUUUGUAAACGAUUUACGAAAUCUUACGAAACAAACCCAAAGAAAAUGCUUUCCUUUUAAGUAAAACGAUACUCGGAAGUGCCCUAAGGCUCCAAAUAACGGAAAUUGAUUAGAUUUUUUAUGCACAUGUUUACAAAAUGUCAUCAACGUGAAGAGUCAUUGAACUUAUUAGUGAAAUAAUUAGAAUUUUUUUGAGGAGAAUUUCUGGAAAAAGUGUUGAUAAAGGAUCACUCAUGACAGUUUCCUGUAAAAAAAGUCGGGUUUUUGGGAAAAUACAUGGGAAACGAAACUGGACGAGAUAUGGAGACUGAAUCCAUAAAAUCGGAAAACAGUUCAAGAUCGAGACGUUCAAGGGGGCACCGCGACCGGAAUAACUACAGACAGCAUUCACACAGAAGCACCAGAAGCUCAAAAUCUCGCAAAACUGACGAGAUGGCCCCCUUUCAAACCGCCGUGACCCUCACUCCCGACAACCGCGAUGGCCAGGAAGUCAUCGAGGUCCAAAUUCUCCCUCAGGACGACAACUGGGGCGAAAACACCACUGCCAUCACCGGGAACACUUCAGAACAGUCUCAAUCGACCGAAGACGUCAGUAACUGGCCCGGUGAACCCGAUACCGGUUUCUCCUUCGUCUGCCAAAGAUAUAUGGGGACCGUCCUAACUUACAUCCUUUCAAUAGUUGCCUUUUUGAGCCCUUUAGCCAUGGUCGUAUUGCCAAAAUUAGGGUUCUUCCCUGCACUUUCAUCCAGAUUAGGUCUUGCCGAUAGUGCGAAAUUGUUAGCAUGCGGGGCGGAAUGUAAAGGGCAAUUAGUGUCGUUAGCGUUCAAAAUGGCUAUUCUGGCAGUCGGUGCGUGGGCUGUGUUUUUGCGAAAGCCAAAUGCGACCCUACCGAGGUUUUUCCUGUUUAGGGCGGCCGUUUUGGCGUUUGUUUUAGUGUGUAUUUUUGCCUAUUGGUUGUUUUAUAUAGUCCAGGUGACUGAGACUGCUCGUGCUGCCACCACACCGGAAGAAACGGUUGAUUAUGAAGCCUUAGUCGCUUACGCUUUAAGUCUGACUGAUACUCUACUUUUUAUACAUUACUUAGCUGUAGUUUUAAUGGAAAUAAGGCAUUUACAACCUAUGUACUACAUAAAGGUAGUUCGGAGUCCAGAUGGCGCUAGUAGGGCCUACGCAAUUGGCCAGUUAAGCAUCCAACGAGCGGCUGUUUGGGUCUUGGAGAAGUAUUACACUGAGUUCCCUAUCUACAAUCCGUAUUUGGAGCGAAUCCCAGUGUCAAAAUCGCGAAAAAAUUCAUCAAGUUUCAAAUUCUACGAAGUAGACGGUGUUAACAAUUCCUCUUUGCAGCAAUCCCAAUCGCGUGCCAUGUUGGCAGCUCACGCCCGACGACGUGAUUCGAGUCACAACGAACGUUUCUACGAGGAACAUGAAUACGAAAGACGCGUUAAGAAACGCAGAGCACGACUUAUAACAGCCGCUGAAGAAGCGUUCACUCAUAUUAAACGCUUACAUAACGACCAAGUGCCUGCCAUCCCGAUGGACCCUCACGAGGCCGCUCAAGCCAUUUUUCCGUCUAUGGCACGAGCCCUCCAGAAAUAUCUGAGAGUGACGAGACAACAGCCGAGGCAUUCGGUUGAGUCAAUUUUGACACAUUUAGCCAAUUGUCUCAGCAAUGAUUUGACUCCGAAAGCGUUUUUGGAACAGUAUUUAGUGAGUGAGCCGGUCUUGCAAAAUGAUAAAGAAGUGAAAGAUGUGCAAACUUGGGCCUUGAUUUGCGAAGAGUUGUUGACGAGACCUAUUGGAGACAAUAUGAGUUUUCAAUUGAGACAAAAUGAUGUCUCUUUACUUUGCACGAUUAAAAAGAUUCCGCAUUUUAAUAUUACAGAAGAGGUUGUUGAUCCGAAGAGUAAUAAGUUUGUUUUGAGGCUGAACUCUGAGACUUCUGUAUGACCUAUAGUUUACGAUCGACUAAUUUAAGCACAUAUCGAUCUUUUUUGUAUUGUAUAACUCGUGGUAAAGCGGUUACUCUACUAUUCCUUAAAUAAUUAACGUUACAAUAAUAGGAUUUCGUAUUUGUGUAAUUUUGUAAAAACGAAUUGUAAGAGAUUAGCAAUAUUUAAUUUUUUCCCUGAUGUAAAUAAUUUUCCGUAGGUUGUGUACGACCAAAACGAACGAAAUUUUAUAUCAGAUGAUUAUUAUGUGAUAUUUUUGUUUGCAAUAAUUUUUAUUUCCGCUCAAAAUACUCGUUAUUAUAUUUAUUUUUUACUCAUUUUAUGAAUGCACAAAGUGUAAAUUAUAGCACAAAAUGAUUAUUGUAAGGCAGGUACUUAAGUAUAGUGUCAACUUUUUUCUGAUGUAUGUACAUUUAAGAGGUUUGAGUCCAAAUUUUUAGCAUGUUUGAAUUGCAAUCUUUUGGACUGUUUGUGCCUAAAAUUUGUAAGAUAUGUCAGUGCAAUUUUAUUCUGUAACUCUAGCUUUAUUUCAAAGGAUCAGUAUUCUAAAAAAUGACAUUAAAUGUAGCCUUUUAUAUCUCUUCGUGUAUGUACACCAAUCUGUGACAGUGUUUUGAAUAAAUGUACUAAUUUAUAAA
Tribolium madens (black flour beetle) is the source of this 2939-nucleotide messenger RNA. RefSeq names its product vang-like protein 2 (gene Vang). The record is from RefSeq and is a predicted model, not a curated record. The transcript is spliced from 2 exons. Bases 629 to 2299 code for a protein of 556 amino acids. Gene Ontology annotation, biological process: establishment of planar polarity; multicellular organism development; Wnt signaling pathway, planar cell polarity pathway. Lineage: Eukaryota; Metazoa; Arthropoda; Insecta; Coleoptera; Tenebrionidae. Gene Ontology annotation, cellular component: plasma membrane.